CUGCUACAACAGCGAACGAUUGAGUUGUAAUUCUUUCAUAUGGGGUCCAUUGGCAAAAUUGGUUUCCUUGGCGGUGGCAAUAUAGGCAAAGCCUUGGCCAAUGGCUUCAUUUCUGCAGGUCUGACCAAGCCCAGCGGCAUCAUUGCCAGCGUUCAUCCGGCCGAUAAGCAAUCACUGCAAUCCUUUCAAGCGUUGGGCAUUGAAACGCUCGUGGAGAACGCACCCGUUGUGCAGAAAUCGGAUAUUGUGUUUGUGUCCGUUAAGCCACAAGUGGUGCCAAAAGUGCUGGCUGAGAUCAAACCGUUGAGCGACAAUAAGCUCUUCCUUUCCGUAGCCAUGGGCGUCACUUUGAAGAGCCUUGAAUCGAGUUUAUCGCCACAGUCGCGAGUAAUCCGCGUCAUGCCCAAUACACCGGCUCUGGUCCGUUCCGGCUGUUCGGUUUAUGUGCGCGGCAGCAAGGCUAACGAUUCGGAUGCACAGAUUACCCAGAGACUGCUCGAGGCCGUCGGCACCUGCGAGAUGUGUGACGAGUCCCAGCUGGACAUUGUGACAGCACUGAGUGGUAGUGGACCCGCCUAUGUGUUUGUCAUGAUCGAAGCACUGGCCGAUGGCGCCGUUCACAUGGGCAUGCCCCGAGAUCUGGCCUAUCGCCUCGCCGCCCAGACAGUCCUCGGCGCUGGACAAAUGGUGCGCGACACCGCUACACAUCCCGGCCUGCUAAAAGACAGAGUCACCAGUCCGGCUGGCUCAACGGCAGCGGCCUUAAGGCAUCUGGAGCAAUCAGGUUUUCGUUCAGCCGUCGCUGGAGCUGUCGAGACGGCAACGCUGCGCUGUCGUCAGAUCUCCGACAAUCAGACAUAAACAUUAUAUAUUAUAAGACAUACAUAUAUAAAUAGACAGCCGUUAAUACAUUUUAUGUUUUUGUUUAUAUUUUCGUGAUUAUUAAAGUUUUCUACACAA
Molecule: messenger RNA, 960 nt
Organism: Drosophila grimshawi
Lineage: Eukaryota; Metazoa; Arthropoda; Insecta; Diptera; Drosophilidae
Gene: P5cr-2
Product: pyrroline-5-carboxylate reductase 3
Exons: 3
Coding region: 40-861 (273 amino acids)
Biological process (GO): L-proline biosynthetic process
Molecular function (GO): pyrroline-5-carboxylate reductase activity
Source: RefSeq, a predicted model, not a curated record